ACAUCCGAACCGACACAACAGUCCCGGAAAGUAUUGCGCCUAGACUUUUUCGUUUGCGGUUUCCUGGCGCAGUGCACUUUGGCAGACAGUCUCUCUAUGAGCACUGAAUUUGGAACAGUUGUGGGAAUUACAGGACCGGUGUGGUAUGCGAUAGCAGCACAGAUGCCAGUAAUACUCUUCACAAUUAUGCUGAUUCGUUUCCGUAUGAUAGCGCCCGGUGCUCGAACAUUUCUCCAUGUCGUCAAUGCCCGAUUUGGGCGCACUGCUCACAUUCUCCUCUGUGUUCUAUCUCUCAGUAAUAAUAUCUCGUUUGUCGUUAGAGUUAUCGGCAUGGGGAAUAAGAUCUUCACAGCCAUCUCCUCCGGUGUUACUUUCAAUCUCGUGUGGAUUGUCAACAUAACCAUCGCCGCCAUCUUUGUGGGCUGCGCCAAGCUACGACAAGCUUUCCUUGUCUCCGCCUUCGGAGCUGUCUUCAUUCUGAUUUCAACUCUCGUCUUUUUCGUCGGAUGCGCCCAAAGAAUAAAUUGGCACAACUUUAAAAUCUCGCUCUUGAGUUAUCAUAUGUUUCGAUUUUCAGUGAAUACGUACAUAUUUAUGGAUCAGUCGGUGUGGCAAUCGUGCUCUUACGCUGAGCCUGGAGAAGAGAGCCUUGGUGUGAUGAUUUCGUCGAUUCUCUGGAUGGCUAUUCCCUAUGCGUUUGGAACAGCUUGUAGUGCUGGGUUCAUUUCCUUGGUGUCUCAGAAGGAACUGAACGAAAUGACUCCAAACGAAAUUGCUGGUAAGUGGUUAGCAAUAUUUAAGGUUGCAAAAUCGAUUUCAAUCACUGAAAAUCUAGUGGUCAAAGUUUCGGACUUUUCCAAUUCGAUAGGCUCAAUAUUGACAACCACUCUUGGCCCCCUUGUUUACACCUUUUUUUGGGAUGGUAUGACUUCGAAUGGAAUUGUUAUUGGAACUCUUCUGAGUACGUCAAUAAUAGCAUUCAUGUGGCACAUGCUUAAUCUUCUGGAAAUCAUUAAAGUGGGCAAAGAUUUAUCUGAUGUCAUUCUCUAUGCCAUUGCGAUAAUUCUGGGAUUUGUUCUACCUCCUCUGGUUGUCUUUAUAGAAAAAAUGUGGAAGAGGAUCCAUGGUAAGACCUGGUUGAGUCCACUACAUUCUUCAUGGGCUAGAGUCUACGAAAUGGACAACCCGUUAGAUCCGUGCGCAUUCGAUUACGCUAAAUCAUUUUCUUUGGCCAACUUUGAUAUGCAGAGUUACAAUCGGCCAUCAUUUCAAGAGGUUAAGAGGGCUUAUCGCUUCUCCUGGUACUUUGCUCUCGCUGGUCCCUUCCUCUUCUGCUUCUUUUUUGUCGGUGUCAUGCCCAUGAUGUUUAGCAUCGUCAAUAGUAUGGACCUUGUUACCUUUAAGGCCUGGGUAAGUUAUACAAAUAGACCCGUCAUAAAUCAGAUCACCCAUGGGGGGGUUUCUAGCGUUUAA
Molecule: messenger RNA, 1473 nt
Organism: Rodentolepis nana
Lineage: Eukaryota; Metazoa; Platyhelminthes; Cestoda; Cyclophyllidea; Hymenolepididae
Source: the annotation of a GenBank genome assembly